Striga asiatica is the source of this 3625-nucleotide messenger RNA. Lineage: Eukaryota; Viridiplantae; Streptophyta; Magnoliopsida; Lamiales; Orobanchaceae. The record is from the annotation of a GenBank genome assembly.
GUGUAUAAAUACAAAUAUACAACUCAUAUUCAUAUCCUGCGCAUGAUAAAAUCAAUCAAACAACCUGCUCAGGACCAAAAUCAAAAUGUCUAUAUAUUAUAAGCUUCAUUUGUCCCUCAAUCAAAAGACUUGGUAAGACAAAUUAGCCAAACCAAACACUGACCAUAAAAAAAGAAUAAUAUAUUGAAAAAAAAGUCCGAAAAACACACACAGAAAGAGAGAGAGAGAGUUAGUUACUGCUCCAUCUUCUGUUCAUUUCGUUUUUCCUGAAUUCUUGCAGCUUUUAUUAUUAAGCUGCAAUCGGGCAGUUCAGAAUUUUGUCUCUUCCUAUUUAUUUACUUUAUUUUAUUACCAUUUUUUCUUUAAGAAUUAAGAUUAAAUACUGUAAACAGUAAAUAUACACACAAACAGUGUCUGCAUUGGGCGGUCAAAAUGCAGAACCCGGAAAGCAGUCAACAGCACCGCCCCAACAGCUCCGACUCCGACGCCCCUGCCCCCGGAGAGAAGCCGGCAGCGGCGGCGUCGAACAGCGACCCGCUUAGCAAGCGCCCGGCCCGGAAGAGCGCACGGUUCAGCGUCCCCGAGGCAUCCUCUGCCAACCCCGGCGGAUCUGGCUCCGGCGCCGGCGCCUCCGCCCCCGGCGGGGAGGACUACGUGGAGAUUACCCUUGACGUGCGGGAUGACUCGGUAGCAGUGCACAGCGUGAAAGCCGCGGGCGGCGGUGAGGUGGAGGAUCCGGAGCUGGCUUUGCUGGCCAAGGGCCUCGAGAAGAGGACGUCCCUCGGCUCCAUCCUCGUGCGAAACGCCUCGUCAAGGAUCCGCCAGGUGUCGCAGGAGCUCAAGCGGCUGGCCUCCACCACGCGCCGACCCCACCCAGCGGGUGUAUUUGACCGGAACAAGUCCGCGGCUGCCCACGCGCUCAAGGGACUCAAGUUCAUCAGCAAGACUGACGGGGGAGCCGCCUGGGCUGGAGUGGAACAGAGGUUCGAUGAACUUACGGCUAACUUGGACGGCUUGCUCCCACGCUCCCUUUUCGGGCAAUGCAUUGGUAUGAAUAAGGAGUCGAAGGAGUUUGCCGGCGAGCUUUUCGAUGCCCUGGCUAGGCGGAGGAACAUCGUCAGAGGUUCGAUUACCAAAGCACAGCUCAAGGAGUUUUGGGAUCAGAUUAUUACCCUAAGUGCCUCUGCAAACAAGCUGUCAAACAUCCAAAAACAAGCCGAUGAAUACGCGAGACUGAUCAUGGAGGAAUUAGACCCCAACGAACUCGGAUACAUAAUGAUCGAGAACUUGGAGAUGUUACUCCUGCAAGGACCAAGCCAAUCCGUGAGAGGCGGUGCCGAAAGCCGUAACCUAAGCAAGAUGCUAAGCGAGAAGCUUAAGCCAACACAAGACACCUUCAUAAGAAGAAAGUACAGAGACUUUCACUACUUUGUGCUCGACAACUGGCAAAGACUAUGGGUGAUGGCGCUGUGGAUCGCGAUAAUGGCAGGCCUCUUCACUUACAAGUACAUACAAUACAGAAAUAGAGCCGUUUUCAAAGUCAUGGGCCAUUGUGUGUGCAUGGCCAAAGGGGCCGCCGAGACUCUAAAACUCAACAUGGCCUUGAUUUUGCUGCCCGUGUGCCGCAACACCAUAACCUGGCUCAGGAACAGGACAAAACUCGGAGUCGCUGUCCCGUUUGACGACAACCUUAAUUUUCACAAAGUAAUUGCCAUAGCAAUUUCGUUAGGUGUAGGGAUACACGCGAUUUCCCAUUUAACGUGCGAUUUUCCGCGGCUACUAGCAGCCACGCCGAAAGAAUACGAGCCUAUGGAGCAAUUUUUUGGCAAGCAAGCAACGAGCUAUUGGCAUUUCGUGUUGAGCUGGGAAGGGAUAACUGGGGUUGUAAUCGUGGUUCUAAUGGCCAUAGCUUUUACACUUGCAACACCGUGGUUUAGGAGGAAUAGGGUCGACUUGCCGAGACCUUUCAACAAGCUCACGGGGUUCAAUGCGUUUUGGUAUUCGCACCACUUGUUUGUUAUUGUCUAUGCACUCCUCAUUAUUCAUGGCAUCAAACUUUACUUGACACAUGAAUGGUACAAGAAAACGACAUGGAUGUAUCUGACUGUUCCAAUCAUGCUCUAUGCUGGGGAAAGAUUGAUCAGGGCAUUCAGGUCUAGCAUCAAGGCUGUUAAGAUCUUAAAGGUGGCUGUCUACCCAGGAAAUGUAUUGGCUCUGCACAUGUCAAAGCCACAAGGAUUCAAAUACAAAAGUGGGCAAUACAUUUUUGUCAACUGUGCAGCAGUUUCUCCAUUUGAAUGGCACCCAUUUUCCAUCACUUCAGCACCCAGGGAUGAUUAUGUGAGCGUUCACAUAAGGACUCUUGGUGAUUGGACCAGGCAACUCAAAGCUGUCUUCGCAGAGGUUUGUCAGCCACCACCUACGGGAAAGAGUGGGCUCCUUAGGGCUGACUUUAUGCAAGGAGAGAACAAUCCCAACUUUCCGCGUGUCUUGAUCGACGGUCCAUACGGUGCACCCACGCAGGAUUACAAAGACUACGACGUGGUCCUGCUGGUCGGGCUCGGAAUCGGAGCCACACCUAUGAUAAGCGUCGUGAAAGACAUCGUGAACAACAUAAAGGCCAUGGACGAGGAGGAGGGUGGGGCCACGCGGGGCUCCACACCCAACGCAAGCCCUCUAUCGACCCCUAGGAGGAAGUCGGGUUCUGAUAGGCGCGACUUCAAGACUCGGAGGGCUUACUUCUAUUGGGUCACGAGGGAACAGGGCUCGUUCGACUGGUUCAAGGGCGUAAUGAACGAGGUGUCUGAAAUGGACCACAAAGGAGUGAUCGAGAUGCACAAUUACUGCACGAGUGUGUAUGAGGAGGGAGAUGCUCGAUCGGCUUUGAUCACAAUGCUUCAAUCACUUAACCAUGCCAAGAAUGGGGUUGAUGUCGUAUCGGGAACUAGGGUUAAGUCGCAUUUUGCGAAACCUAACUGGCGAACUGUCUAUAAGCGUAUAGCACUUAAUCAUCCUACGGCACGAGUCGGAGUGUUUUAUUGUGGGGCGCCACCACCAGUGAAGGAACUAAGGCAACUAGCAUCUGAUUUUUCUCACAGAACCACCACAAAGUUCGAAUUCCACAAAGAAAACUUUUGACUUCUUCUGCCAAACUCACCAAGAUAUGUUUUUAUCCAAUGUUAAGGAUUUGAGAGAAGCUUCUGCCAAUCUUUCAUCCAUACUACUGUACAGAGACUCUUUAAUCGGAUACCAAAUGGUCCAUCUGGAUGGCCCACCUACCACUAUAGCGAGGGAAAUUUCAUAUAUCUUUAAUUCAAUUUAAUUUUUCUUACAUUUUGUUUUGUUCUUUUUAUUGGGUAGUAGUGUGACAUCACCAAGAAAUCAUGCUUAUGUCAGAUAUCUAAGUUUGAUACAAAUACUUAAAUGAUAGUGGCGAAAUAAUGGGAGGUGCAAUAAUUCAUUCCCCCACCAUCCUCGUUUUGAUUAUUAUGAUAAUUGUAUGUGUAUAAUUUAAUUUAAUUUGUUAUUUUGGUCAGAAAGAUAAUUGGUAUUUUGAUUAAAUCGUUGUGAUUUUAGAAAUAUUGUUCCGAGAUCCAUUUACUAUUUCCUCACAUGUUAUUCAUAA